AAGCAACUUGAUACUCGAUGAAGAACUCCAUACGAUCAAUUCUGUCAAAUUCAGUUCGAUCUCGCUGGUCCUCGACAAUGGCUCAAGCGCCGGCAAUCUCGCCUUUUUCACAGGCUGUCGUCAAUACCAUGCGAAAGCUCUACCCGGAAUCCCUCGCAGACAAAACCUUCGACAACACAGGAUUACUCCUCGAAUCGCCCUACACCCCCAACCACAACCUCAAAAAUACCGUCCUCCUCACAACCGAUCUCACCAAAGCCGUCGCCGACGAAGCCAUUGCCCGUCGAGACUCAAUCAUCAUUACAUACCAUCCCAUAAUCUUCCGUGGCCUGAAAUCGCUCACCCUCCAAGACACGCAACAAACAUCCCUCCUCCGAUUGGCCCAGGAAGGGAUCAGUGUAUACUCACCACAUACAGCCGUUGACGCCGUACCGGGCGGAAUGGCAGAUUGGCUUUGUGAUAUUGUUAGUGGAAAGUUUGCCAAUACUGCCCCUACAGCUAUAGAGAGGACCGGGGGAGGGUCAUAUUCAGCCGUGAUAUACCCGCAACCGACACCCAAUCAACAAACUAGUACAUCAGUCGACGCACAUACCCGGGUCCCAAUCCGUCCUUCCCCCGAACCAGUACCAACAGGCUUCGAAGGCGCCGGCGCAGGUCGACUCCUUACCUUCUCAACCCCGCAACCAUUAUCAACUCUCCUCGACCGCAUCGGCGCCGCAACUGGAUGCCCAGGAUCAAUCUCCCUCGCCAUUCCUCAGGGUCGGAAUGUAUCAUCCAUCCAGAUUCGUACUGUAGGCGUCUGCCCGGGUUCAGGGAGUAGUAUACUCAUGAAUCCUCCCUCGGGCGUACUACCGGAUUUAUUAUUUACAGGUGAAUUGAGUCAUCAUGAAGCUCUGGCGGCAGUUGAGAGGGGUUCGGCUGUUGUUACUGUUUUCCAUUCGAAUAGUGAGCGUGGAUAUUUAUGGGAUGUUAUGAGGCGGAAAUUAGAAGAUGGGAUUGUGACGCAGUUGGGGAUCCAAGAACAAGGCGAGGUGGUGGCUGUUAGUAAAGUGGAUCGUGAUCCAUUUGGAGUUGUUGUACGAAAGUAGAUCUUAUAUAUGUAGAGAUAAAUUAUGGACUAACUCAAAAGAACACGAAUCUCACCCACUGUCCUCGGAAACAACGCCCUGAGACUAUACUUCUCUUCCCCUUCUGUUUCAUCUCGCAUCGGCUGAUUCCGCACAGAAACGGAAACAAUAUCACUCUCCCCCUCCCCAACAAUCCUCGACAUAUCCCAUUUCGUGCCUCGAGCCUCAUCGGCACCGAUAAUCAUGCCUUCUACAAACUCGAAAUCGCGACAGAAUUCUUCGACGGCUUCUUCAGUUACGCUCUUCACCAGUGUGGAGCUGCGGAUUAGUUUUAGAUUGUCCGUAGCGUCCAUUAGCGCUGAGGGGAGAAAGUCGUCGAGUUGUUGGCUGAUCGCUGAUAGAGUUGCCGGUUGGAAGGCGGGCAGGCCGGCGAUUUCGGCUAGGUUGCGGUUUUGAUUGAGUUGUGUUGUGGAAGACUCGGCUUCUUUGUGUGAUGAGGUUGAUGGGGAGGAUGAUUCGAGUGCGGUUAGGAGUUGUUGGAGACCGGAUGUUUCGAGGAGGUAUCGUCGUUGUAUAUCCAACAAUUCGAUUCGGAGGUGGGAUAAAGCCGUAGAGAUUGGGGCUAGAUGUGUCGCGGCUGCGAAUUUGUAAGGUGAUAUGGUUCCCCGUACAGCUAGAAGGAUAUUGGUCUUGUAGAUUGUCGACGUUUUGUGAUCGUCGACUUCUUGCGCGGAUGUUUUUGCAAUGUCCAAGAACGGGUCAAGUGCAACUCGAAGAACAGGUGUGAAUCCGUUUUCUUCUGAAUCUUCAAUAUCGCUUGCUGCACCGACUGAGGAGUUGUAUUCUUUCAUCAACGACGUCAAUACCUCUAAUUGAUCAGUAAGGAAUUGAGGAGCCGAAAAGUCAUCCGGUGGUGACGACGAGUGCGAAUCUGCGGAGUGCAUGUGUAGUUGAUCUCUCAUCAAUCCCUCGAAGUGCUUGAAUGUGAACUCGACAAGGCCGGCAAUUACUUCCACGAGAUGUGAUUCUGCGCCGACCAGCUUAGAAAAUGUGAGUCUGUAGAAAGACAGCAAAUUGACAACUCUAUAGGUCGUUACCGCAUCAUCAUGACCUUGAAUGACUAGCUCGACUCUCUGCCGCAACGAUCGUGAUACGCCGUUCAGAUCACGAUUAACCAAAUCAUUAAGAGCUUUCUGUCCAUCAAAUACGG
Messenger RNA from Talaromyces stipitatus ATCC 10500, 2277 nucleotides. Its product is annotated as NGG1 interacting factor Nif3, putative. The coding region runs from base 18 to 1088 and encodes 356 amino acids. The record is from RefSeq and is a predicted model, not a curated record. The transcript has 4 exons. NCBI's taxonomy places the organism in Eukaryota, Fungi, Ascomycota, Eurotiomycetes, Eurotiales, Trichocomaceae. Gene Ontology annotation, cellular component: mitochondrion; cytoplasm.